Molecule: messenger RNA, 2241 nt
Organism: Cladophialophora psammophila CBS 110553
Lineage: Eukaryota; Fungi; Ascomycota; Eurotiomycetes; Chaetothyriales; Herpotrichiellaceae
Product: lysosomal acid lipase/cholesteryl ester hydrolase
Exons: 2
Coding region: 1-2241 (746 amino acids)
Source: RefSeq, a predicted model, not a curated record
AUGGCACGGGUGCCCUUCAUUGGCAGGCUGUUCUGGAGAGAGUACCUGGCCCUGUUUGGAUCUCUGAUACUCGUUGCUCUCGAGGUCCUCGUUCGAAUCAUCACGCUGGGACUUCCUCAACCUAUCAUUCGAUUCUGCUACAACACUUCGAAGAACUUGUUCAACCGGCUGUCUUCGCAGAAGUCCCGACAAGCCCGCUCCCAGCGCAAACAUACAUACAGUUCAAUAGCCACAUGCUUUGAUUUCACCGAACUCUGUGCUCUAUUUGGAUACUAUGCCGAGGAACAUAUUGUUCAGACAGGAGAUGGAUAUUUGCUGGGUGUCCACAGACUGCCCUUUCGGAAAGGCGAAGAGCAUAAUGGAAUCCAGGUCAACGCCGGAGCCGACUCGACCAGAAAGCCCGUGGUCUACCUCCAUCAUGGCCUGCUCAUGAAUAGCGAGGUUUGGGUUUGCCUCACAGAAGAGGAACGGUGCCUGCCAUUCACGCUGGUCCAGCAGGGUUAUGAUGUUUGGCUGGGCAACAAUCGAGGCAAUAAAUACAGCAAGAAAUCCACGAGGCACUCGCCUAUAUCCCCACGAUUUUGGAACUUUUCCAUGGAUGAGUUCGCCUUCCACGAUAUUCCCAACACAAUCGACUAUAUCCUUAACACCACGUCACAGCCUUCGCUCUCCUAUAUCGGCUUCAGUCAAGGCACUGCACAAGCAUUUGCAACACUCUCCAUCCAUCCCCAACUGAACGAAAAGGUCAACCUUUUCAUUGCCCUGGCGCCAGCCAUGUCCCCUGCCGGGCUCAGCAAUGGUAUCGUGGAUGCCCUCGUCAAGACCAAUCCUCACCUCCUCUUCCUUGCAUUUGGCCGCAAGUCGAUCCUCUCUUCGGCCACCAUGUGGCAAUCUAUUCUCUACCCGCCCAUUUUCGUCCGCCUUAUCGACAUGUCUCUCUCCUUCCUCUUCGCCUGGUACGGCCGGAACAUCAGCGUGCAGCAGAAGCUCGCUGCAUACCCACACCUGUACAGCUUCACCAGCACAAAGUCCGUUGUGCAUUGGUUCCAAAUUAUCCGUAAUAAAUCUUUCCAGAUGUACGAUGACGAUAGUUCCAACAGGUUCAGCAUUGGCGCCAGCAAUCGAUACUACAAAGUGGCCAAAUUCCCGACGAGAAAUAUCAAGACGCCCAUCGUUUUGGUUUAUGGGGGAAGCGACUCCCUGGUCGAUAUUCGUGUCAUGCUCAGGGAAUUACCUCGCCACACCAUUGCGACGGAGAUCCCUCACUUCGAGCACCUUGAUUUCCUCUGGGCGCAAGACGUCCAUACGCUGGUCCACCCGCAUGUGCUAGAAGCACUUCGCUACUAUGCCCAAGACAGUAUGACAAAUGGCGUUCCAAAGGCUCUUGCCCUCUCUAUCGGCGACACGGCACAACUUCACCGCCGGCAGAAUAGCAACGGCAGCGCCAUGAACUGGUCUGAAGACGAGUCUGCGGGUGGAUAUUCGGACUUUGACGGUGGGGUUGAUUCACCUCGCACGCCGAGAGUUAAGAGUUAUGCUCAGCAGCAGAGAGAGAAGCAGUAUUUGCAACCAUCGCCUGGCCAAAAUCAUCCAACUUCUCAUUCGCCCUUGCAAUAUCAGUAUCAAUAUGCCUCCCCUACUCCGAACAGACCUGUGACUGGAGGCUCGAUGACAUGGAUGGAGAACUACUAUAAAUUCCCAAAAAAAGAAAUGCAGGCCACGACGGAGGGCGUGGGGACGAGUAGUGGUCUUGGGAAUCACGCUGAAGCAGAUUCACUUCAGGAGGGGGUGCAACAAGAGAGUGAAAGGCAACAAGAUGAUGAACAACAGCGACAAGAGCAUGAUCAAAGCCCGAUGGGCACGCUACGACGCGCCUCAGACGACGUCCCCCGAGACGCUGAAUUUGGAGGGGUGCUUUCAACUUCUCGAUCCCUCGUCCAAGAUGCCGACUCUGCCAGUACUGUUUCCACAAUCCGCAAUCGGGCCAGUGCCUCCACUGCCGCUCCUGCGACUCCGGCGCAUCGAGCGACCCUCAACACCGAUGCAGACAGUGCAUCAGGAAGUGGAAGUACAAGCGUCAGCGGAAACGAAAACAGACACCGCUCAACAUCUGCUGCUGGAAGUGUUUCGAAUACGAGCGGGCGCACGACACCGGUAAGUAGAGGCACGCCGCCUAGUUUCACAGCGAAGGGCAUUCGUGUGGGGAGUUCCAGACCGAGUGUGAGUGCGGCUAUGCCCUGA